Messenger RNA from Salvia splendens (bonfire salvia), 954 nucleotides. RefSeq names its product putative B3 domain-containing protein At5g66980. NCBI's taxonomy places the organism in Eukaryota, Viridiplantae, Streptophyta, Magnoliopsida, Lamiales, Lamiaceae. The transcript has 3 exons. Gene Ontology annotation, molecular function: DNA binding. The coding region runs from base 84 to 758 and encodes 224 amino acids. The record is from RefSeq and is a predicted model, not a curated record.
AAUUAAUUUGGUUCACUUUCUUGUUUUACUCUCCUCAAAAAGUUAUUCUUGUUUAUUUUUCUUAGAGACGUGGUUCCAGAAAGAUGUCCAAUGCCUCUGAUGAUUUACCAGAGUUCUUCAAGAUUUAUACCUCUGCUCUGAGUUCUCAAUUCAUGAGAAUUCCUCCAGAUUUUAUCACCAAAUUUGCUGGGAAAAUUCCGACAACGUGCACGUUACAAAGGCCACAAGGUGCCUCUUGGAAAAUUGAUGUCUGCAAAGAGAAUGAUUGUUGGUUUUUCCAAAAGGGUUGGCCUAAUUUUGUGGAAGAUAAUUCGUUGCAAGAUGCUGAUUUUCUCACAUUUUGCUAUCUUGGGAAAUCCUUGUUUUAUGUCAACAUAUUCUCACCAAAUGGCUGUGAAGAAAGAGGUCAAUCAGCAGGUACUGAUGUUCCAAGACGAGUUGCAAAUAUCAACAAAAACCCUAAUUUCACAGCUGUGCUAACCAAGGGAUACAUGAAAAGGGGGGCUGUGGGUAUGCCAAUCAAGUUUUGGAAUGCACACAUGAAAAAGCAUAAAAGAUCAAGAAUUGAUAUUACUCUUUGGGUGGAAAAUCAAGAGUGGAAGGUGGGAGUGGUGAAAUAUCGUUGUAGUGUUCAAAUUGAAAAAGGUUGGUCUAAAUUUGUGAAAGAUAAUAAUCUCAAAGUCGGGACUUCAAUCACUUUUCAACUCACUGAUGCCAAGCACCUGUCUGUCAUUGUCACGUUUGGUAGACCCAAUUGAGGUCUAGUGACAUAUUUCAGUUUUCAUUUGUAUCAAGCCCAUGUUUAGCUAAGUUUUUAUUAGAUGUGUUUUUAGAACUAGUGCUAUCAAUUUUUGUAAAUGAAUGUUGCUAGCUUAUGAUUUAUUCAAGUUUAAUUUUGGGAGCAAUUUAUUGUUGAAGACUAUUGCUUUGAAGAUGUAAUUAUGAAAAAAUAAG